Molecule: messenger RNA, 4092 nt
Organism: Dreissena polymorpha
Lineage: Eukaryota; Metazoa; Mollusca; Bivalvia; Myida; Dreissenidae
Product: matrilysin-like
Exons: 11
Coding region: 1-1215 (404 amino acids)
Biological process (GO): extracellular matrix organization; collagen catabolic process; proteolysis
Cellular component (GO): extracellular matrix
Molecular function (GO): metalloendopeptidase activity; zinc ion binding
Source: RefSeq, a predicted model, not a curated record
AUGUCGUCGACCGGAAUUACAGUUGGGAAGCCUACUGACACACCGUCAGUUUCGGCGCCACCCUUCACUGGAGAUGUAGCGGUAGAAGACGCUGUACCCGGUCCGAGCGGCGACAGGCGGACGGACGCCCUCGGGAACGUGCUUCGAAUGAGGAGUCAUAAAGGCUUUGGCGUUGACGAAUACCUGGAAAGGUAUGGAUAUUUAGUGACUGUGCGGGCUUUGUCUUCGAAAUCUGCGACUAAGGGGGCCAAGUCGCCAGGCGACACGAGGCACGAUGAACAAGACCGACGGUUUGCCAUUCAGAAGUUCCAGCAGUUCGCUCAACUGCCGCAGACGGGCGUUGUAGACGAGCAGACGAUAAUCAAGAUGCAGCAGCCGAGAUGUGGAGUCCUUGAUACAGCCGGGUCAUUCCACGACCCAUCUCGUCCUCUUCAGUUCAAUGCCGGUGGUAAAUGGCUGAAGGAUGUUGUCACAUGGAAAGUCGCGGGGUUCAGCGACAAACUGCCUGUGGAACAACAGAGGAUUGCCAUAGUGAAUAGCUUCCGCCAUUGGGGCGAGGCCAGUCGUCUGCGCCUUGAGGAGACGGAAGGGGAUGCAGACAUAGUCUUAAAUUUCACUUCCGGUAACCAUGGAGACGGCGAGUAUAACGCAUUCGACGGACCAGGCGGGGUCCUGGCACACGCCUUCCUGCCCCCGAAUGGCGCAGCCCAUUUCGACAACGAGGAGAACUGGGUUUUCCACGAGCCUGUAGGGGCUGAACUAGAGACGAUCGUCACGCACGAGAUAGGCCACUCCCUGGGGCUGCUCCACUCGACGGUGAGGGGCUCAGUGAUGGUGCCAUUCUAUCGCGAGUACAGCCGGAACUUCAGCAUACACAUCGACGACGUCGCCGGACUUCAGUAUUUAUAUGGGAGAAAUGAGCCCGCUGUUGUGGGGACAUUUUCGGCGACAAGUGCGACCACAACUUCACCAAUUGCCAACACAACUCCACCGACUUCCGCGAUGACGUCAAAAUUGUCAGUGACGUCACUUGCAGUAACAGAUGUGCCCUCUAGAGACCAACAAACGAUCGUCGACAAACUUUGCUUCCAACGUAUCAGCGCGGCCUCGACUGACAAAGACCGGAAUACGCUGCUCUUUAUCGGUCCAGCACGUGUACAAGUUCUACGAACACUGCAUCGGUCACGCCUCCUGCCUUGUUUCCGGCUAUCCUAGACUUAUCACAGACGAAUACGAACACGGACCCAGUAAGGUUUCCGCCGCCCUGUAUAUACCUGACCAUAGAAAGAGAACCUAUCUGUUAAAAGGUCGGAAGUUAUGGCGUUAUACAGGGAGUAAACUCGACCUAGGGUAUCCUCGCCAGAUGAACAAGAGUGAUCUCCCUUAUAUGCCGACAGCGUCUUUCCUACACAAGAACCAGUUCGCAGACUAUCAAUGGUACAUUUUUGGGGGCCAGUAUUUCUGGGAGCUGCGCCUCGACUCUGAGACUCUGGCAGGCGAGGUGAUGAAGACGCGGGUCUUCUGGGACAAGAUGCCCACAAUGCCGGAUGCGAUUGUACAGACCCGAGACGGCUCCAUAUACGUGUUCAAGAAAAACGUUUACAAUAAAUAUGACCACCGUCGUGUAUUACUGGAGAAGAGGAAAUCGCUAUACGAAGAUUUCCUAGGAGCAAAGUGUCUAAACCAAGCCAGGUCUCAACGGAAGCAAAGAAGAAGGAACAACUAGCGGGAAGACGUAUUAGUAUACUGUCGAUCUUCUUCGAAAACCGAGUCAUUUUCGAUCAUUUUCUGUAGACAAAGAUACUUAUUAUCCAGGAACUAUGGCGUUUUAUAAAUUGAUUAUAAAUGCGUGCACGCGCUAAAUACUUGCCCAUUUACAUGUAACAACAUGCAGUGAUAUUGUUAAAUUUUUAUCAGCAGUUUGUCCAGAAUUUUGUCACAUUACCAAAACUAUGCCUUAUGAUUGGACAUCAUGUUAAGUAUUUUCGCAGAAAAUGUGUUCACAUAAAAUCAUAAUGUUCGCGAUUUUCGAAGAACAUGUUAUCUUAUUUGAAUAUUUCGCAUUACUGUAAAUGUUUUAAAUGUAAAUAUAUUGCCAAUGAACGGCAUAUUAUUUAAACAUUGUUACGUCACUAAGUAAAGACCGGUGGUAAAACAACAAAAUGAACGGUUAUGGAGAUCUCUUUUUAAUGUAUUUGCAUUCUUUGGUGAUUCAUAUUUGUAAUUAUAUAUAUUGAGUCAUUUACAAUUCGUAGAUGAGAAUGCGUAUUAUUGUGUAUUAUGCUUUACUGAUGUAUAUAUUUGACUAUCUUAUUAUGUGAUUCCGUCUCUCACUCCCAAUUUUGUCGCGCGAAACUAAAAAAAAGUGUUGGUGCUAUAAACUUCGAUAUUUUGCUUUGGAUGUAUUCGAUAUUUCCGGCUCUGAAUAAGCAACAACAAAUACAUUUAUAUUUUUCUCGCGCGCAACUCAAAAAACAUUGAUGUUAGAAAGCUGAAGUUUUCGAAGACAGUAACCAGCACGUGAACUCUAGCACUUCCAUAGUUGAAUGUGCAGGUUUUCUUUACAACUGGAAUUUCGACCGUUUUUAUAUUAAACAAAACAUUUUUUCACUUGGAAAACUCAUAAAAAGUAUUUGCUGAUAGAGGGCUGAAACUUUUAAAGUGAUUUUACAACAGAUGUGAAAAUUGUACACCUUCAUUUUAUGUUUUCCACGCAACCGGAGUUAUUGCCCUUUAUUAAAAAACUACGUAUUUUUUACAUAGAUCCCAAAGUUUACAAUUUGCAAACGUUUUUAUCAUCAUUUGACAUUGCGCACCUCCAUAUUUUAAUAAGAAUGUUUUCUGCAAAGAUAUUUUCACAAAAAAAACUCUUUAUUCUUGUGAAGCGUGUAACUGAACGCAUAUUGCUGCUUGCCGGUUAAAAAAUUGAACAGCAGACCUCCAUUCAUUGUUCCAGUCUGCUCCGACAUAUGUUGAGUUUUCUGAGAAAAUCUGGAAAAUCCCUACCCAGACACAAUUCUUAUUAAUAUUUUAUGUUAACAUGAUGAACAGAGUAUUACAGGGAUGCUGAUUUAAUCAUUUUAUAUAUUUAGUCAUAUGCAAUAGCAUGAAAUUAAAGGGUCCUUUUCACGUUUUGGUGAAUUGACAAAAUUAUAAAAACAAAUUGUUUGAGAUUCGCAAAUUUACGUUAUUGUUAUGAUAUGUGCGAGGAAACAGUCAUACUGAACAUUUAUCAUGCUCUAAAAUAUAUAUUAUAUAUAUGCAUCUUUUGACGAUUUAAAAUCUGAAACUUAUAAAAAGGUUUCAAUGCGAAACGAUCGAAAAAGUUUGGAGAGUUCUGUUAUUGUCGUUAUAUUUUGUGACAAUACGAUGAUUGAUUAUAUAAAGUAUGAAAUACGUCUCUGAUUCUAUGAGCACGAAUGGCAAAGUGGUCUAAGCGGUAGACUUUUACUCCAGGGGUCAGCGGUUCGAGCCCAGUUGAGGGUUACUUUAUAUUUCUUUUUUUAAAUAUCAUUCUUGUGUUGUUGUUUUUCUGGAAACUUGUAGAUCCAAGUUUUACAUUUAUCAAUUUUAAGCAUUUAAUGACAAGCUUAAAUAUCUGCCAAAAUUUGUGAAAAGGUCCUGUAAUAACUUAAAUGGAUUUCAACUAAAAUUUUAGAGAAGGCCUCUAUUUGUUUACUUUACUACGCUAUCUCAAUUUGCGUUUAAAGUUUGUUUUGAUGUUGUUUUUACAAUAAUUAGCAUCGUUUACAACUUCUUGUCAUUGUAUUCCAAAUAAAAUGUUUAUAGUUAUAUUAUUGCAUAGUGUUUUUCAACAACGUGUGUUCAAUAGACGUAGUGGUCGCCGAUAACUAUAAUCGUAUGGCGUGUAAAAUGGAUUAUAUAUAUAAGAAAACUAUAAAAUACCCCACCCCAGUUCUUACACCGUACAAUACUAGUAUGCAUAAUCCGUAUAAAAUCACUUCAAGAUUAUAGUAAUUUGUUGCGUCUAAUAAAAAGAGUUAUGCGUUUUCAUUUUAUGAACAUUUAAAUGUGUUGAUUUUGAUUGUAUUAUCUAUAUUUUUCAAUAUAUUAUUCUUUUAUUUUUCUUUG